Recurvomyces mirabilis is the source of this 1785-nucleotide messenger RNA. RefSeq lists its product as uncharacterized. The transcript is spliced from 5 exons. The record is from RefSeq and is a predicted model, not a curated record. Gene Ontology annotation, molecular function: beta-glucosidase activity. Gene Ontology annotation, biological process: carbohydrate metabolic process. The coding region runs from base 1 to 1785 and encodes 594 amino acids. NCBI's taxonomy places the organism in Eukaryota, Fungi, Ascomycota, Dothideomycetes, Mycosphaerellales, Teratosphaeriaceae.
AUGGUGGAAGCCCCAGAGGCGGUUUCUGGGGCAGUGUCGCCUGCGACAUGCUCCGUUACUCUCACCACAAACUCGUACAGUACCUUCAACUGGACUGCGGCCACCACUACCCGCUAUGCAACCUCGCUAGACUCCCCGUUGAAGCUGACGACGACCUACGCUCCUGCUUAUGCCACCGCUUCCAGUCUCCUUCCAGCGAAUGUGACGAUAACAUCCUACUCACUGAACCGUGCUUCCACGUCUGCCCAAGACGGUGCCUACGGUCAAGGCGCGUAUGCUCGUCUCUGGGAGAACAUUAGCUACAACACGAGCAUUCCCUUCACGACGACUAUGUCCCCGACACCAGUUGCGUCUAGCGAGCUGGUAUAUCCCCCGGCACUUUACACGCCUUGCCCUUCUUCCGCGGAGGACUGCUUGACUUGUUAUAAGCUGCCAACGGACUUCAUCUGGGGUGUAGCAGGCUCAGCGUUUCAGAUCGAAGGCGGUCUAACAUACGGCGGGCGUGGCCCGGGAGCUCUGGACACCAUUGGCUCAUUGCCCAACACAGCCGGUACUGCGAACGCAGAGGUAUCAGACAUGAACUAUUUCCUCUACAAACAGGACAUCGCUCGAUUGGCAGCCAUUGGCGUUCCAUAUUACAGCUUCUCGAUCUCCUGGACCCGCAUCUUGCCAUUUGGUAACGUGUCGACCCCUGUCAACCUCCCAGGCCUUCAGCACUACGACGAUGUGAUCAAUACUUGCAUUCAAUACGGCGUUACUCCAGUCGUAACGCUCCUUCACGUGGACACACCGCUGAACAUGACAUACAACGACGAUGCCUUCCCAGAUGCAUUCCUCAAUUACGCCAAGCAAGUCAUGACCCACUACGGAGACCGUGUAAAGUAUUGGGUCACUAUCAAUGAACCCAAUAUCGGGUUCGGCGGCAGCUAUGGCAACCCACCUUACUCCAAGGCUGCCAACGUCCUCCUGGCGAACGCGAAGGUCUACCACUGGUACAAAGAAGUCCUCAAGGGCACAGGUCAGAUCACAAUCAAAUUCGCCAACAAUCUCGCCCUUCCACUUGACUCUACCAACCCGUCAGACGUCCGCGCCGCGCAACGGUAUCAAGACUUCAUCCUCGGUUUUCUAGGAAACUCAAUCUUCCUCGGCCAGAAUUAUCCAGCGGAAAUGCUCAAUACCACUAACUUCAACCUCACAGCUCUGACUGCUGAGCAGUUGAGCUAUAUCAACGGCACCGCGGACUUCUGGUCCUUCGACCCAUAUACCGCGCAGUACGCCACGUCACCACCCAACGGCAUCGAUGCCUGUGCUGCCAACCCUCAAGAUCCCAACUAUCCCGUCUGCGUGAUCAACACGAAUGUCCAGCAAGACGGCUGGCUUAUGGGCCAGGCUUCUUAUGCAUACGCUUAUCUCGCUCCUCAAUACGUACGCCAGCAACUGGGAUACGUAUGGAAUACUUUCAAGCCCUCCGGGAUCUUGAUUGCAGAGUUCGGAUUCAAUCCUUGGCAGGAAUAUACCAAGCCUGUGGUCUAUCAGCUGUAUGACCUGGAAAGGACUCUGUACUACCAGGAAUUCCUGAGCGAGACGCUGAAGAGUGUCUAUGAGGAUGGAGUUAACGUUAUUGGAGCGUUGGCCUGGAGUGUGCUCGACAACGAUGAAUUUACAUCUUACGAGCAACAAUAUGGCGUGCAACAUGUCAAUCGCACGAAUGGCCAAUUCACGAGGAGCUUCAAGAGGAGCAUUUUCGAUUAUGUCGACUUCUUCCACAAGCACAUCGCCGCCUGA